CUAAAAGAUACAAUUGAUGAGGAGACUAUAACGAAAAAGGAAAAAAUGAGGAAGAUCGAAAGCAAGUUGAUGUUAAAAGGAGGAACCAACCAAAGGCAAUUGUAAUAAUAUAUAUUCAAAAUUCGACACACUCUGCCAUAUUGAGUCUUCUUCUCUUUGGAUUCUCUUGUUUUCACAACGAUAUGGCUUCUGGUGGAACAACAUCAAGCAGGAAGAGGCGAAGCACAGAGAUAAAGGAAGUGAAACAGAAAAACAAGCGUCACGCGACUUUCUGCAAACGCAAACAAGGGCUUUUCAACAAACUCACCGAACUCUCUCUUCUUUGCGACGUGAAAACCGCAUUGAUCAUUAUCUCUCCAAGCGACAUGCUCUAUUCUUGCGGCUAUCCCGACGCCGACGCUGUUCUUCGCCGCUAUCUCGGCGUCGGAGGAAGCCUCCAAAGAAACCACUGUGUCAAGACCCACGCAAGGGCAUGUGUUGGAGGAGACUUGGAGUGUGCAUGCAAAACGAAUGAGAAAGAGAGAAUAGAAUGUGAAAGCCUAAGGGUGGAGUACGAGGCCACUCAAAAUCUGUUGAAAGCAGAGACAAAGCGUCUUCAAGCGAUGACGAAGGCACAAACUGAUUCGUGCUUUGAUCCUUGGUGGAAUCUCCCCACAGAGGGUAUGAGUUUGGAGAGUCUCCAAACUUUCAAAGCUUCCUUGGAGAGUUUGAAGCUUAACCUUGUUGCUGCGGUACAAGAGAAGCAGUUAUUUACUUCGGUUUCACCAACGUCACAUGUUCUUGUUCCGCCACCACAAUUACCAAACAUGUCAUAGUUUCGGUGAAACCAAGUUCAAGAUUAUUGGAACAGUGGUGCUACCCAUUCCAAGUUCGAACACACUCAUGUUACUCGUAUAUAUAGGAUCAAUUGUUAGCUAGCUGUAGUGUCAAUUCGUACAUGCAAUUGUUUUUCUUGUUUGAUAUUGGUAUUAUAUAUUAUAUGGUUUGAAAAUUGAAUGUGUAUUUGUUUUGUGAUAGAAGCACAUAGUAGUUGUUUAGGAGAUUGAUUUUUUUUUUUUGAGAGGAAAUCAGCUGUGAGAUGUUCUGCUUG
Molecule: messenger RNA, 1090 nt
Organism: Cajanus cajan (pigeon pea)
Lineage: Eukaryota; Viridiplantae; Streptophyta; Magnoliopsida; Fabales; Fabaceae
Product: agamous-like MADS-box protein AGL62
Biological process (GO): regulation of transcription by RNA polymerase II
Molecular function (GO): DNA-binding transcription factor activity, RNA polymerase II-specific; protein dimerization activity; RNA polymerase II cis-regulatory region sequence-specific DNA binding
Source: RefSeq, a predicted model, not a curated record